AUGAUACAUUUGAGGAAGUUGUUUGGAAAAUUAAGAGAAGUGAAGUUGUAUGGGAAGCUUGAGAAAUGUGUAUUCCUGAAUCCUAGUGUGGUGGCUUUAGUAUACAUUGUGACUGGAAAAGGAGUACAAGUUGAUCCAGAAAAGAUAGAGGCAGAGAAGUCUUGGUUGGCUCCGACCAAUGUGCAUGAGGUUAGGAGUUUUGAUGGGCUUGCUUCAUUCUAUAGGCGGUUAAUUAAAAACUUCUCGACUAUUAUGGCUCCCAUCACUGAGUUAACUAAAAAAGGAGAGUUUGAGUGGGGAGAAAGUGCUCAAAAUGCUUUUGAAAAGAUGAAAAACAUGUUUUGUACUACUCCAAUACUUGUGCUUCCAGAUUUUAACAAGGUGUUUGAGGUGGAGUGUGAUGCAAGUGGGGUUGGAAUAGGGGCUGUCCUUAUUCAAGACAAAAAACCUAUCAUGAGGCUUUAA
Messenger RNA from Amaranthus tricolor (Joseph's coat), 465 nucleotides. RefSeq lists its product as uncharacterized. Bases 1 to 465 code for a protein of 154 amino acids. NCBI's taxonomy places the organism in Eukaryota, Viridiplantae, Streptophyta, Magnoliopsida, Caryophyllales, Amaranthaceae. The transcript is spliced from 2 exons. The record is from RefSeq and is a predicted model, not a curated record.